This is a messenger RNA of Penicillium alfredii, 855 nucleotides long. RefSeq lists its product as uncharacterized. The record is from RefSeq and is a predicted model, not a curated record. Bases 1 to 855 code for a protein of 284 amino acids. Lineage: Eukaryota; Fungi; Ascomycota; Eurotiomycetes; Eurotiales; Aspergillaceae. The transcript is spliced from 2 exons.
AUGCCUAUCUUGCGAGUAUUCCUCGCUAUCCUCUUAAUUACUUUUCUCUUUACUGCACUUGGCAGUAGUAGAGAGUUAAUUCCUCGCAAGAACCAGCAAAAUAGGUAUCAGAAGCAGCAUUUAUCCUUUCUCGCGAAACGAACCUCUUGGCUGCAUGAUGCUAUUGUGAUUGGACGAGGCUACUACGAGGCUAUAGUCCAUGCAGAUAGUGGAUCAACAGACUCACAACCAUUCCAUCCUUAUCAUCGUUGGGGCUCUGAGGUUUUUACCGAAAAUACUGGAGAAGAGUGGAACUCAGCUCUUCUAGCAUCUGGGAAAAGUCGAAUACAGCAGGGUGAUUUUGCUACGGUUGAGGCACGCAAAUACACAAAUAAGAAGAAGCUAAUGGGAUAUCCGAACUCGGAUUGCCCGUUGGAUGAAGUGGUUAAGGGACUCCCUAAUUCAGUGGAAAUCAUGUUUGAUGUGAAUCAGCAUUUGAUCUUUCUCUAUGGUGUUAAUGAUGAGCGUGUUGACUCUACAGGCUGGGCUAUUCAGGCCGUCCGACAGGCACAUGGAUAUCCUGUUGAUCUCUCAUGGGGUUCUCGUGGUCUUUAUACACGUGUGAGUAGCAAACGAAGCAGACAGAUACAACUUCAUGUUCUUGAAGAAAUGUUAAAGGGCCAGAAGGAUCAGUGGCAGAAGGUUACUGUGGAUUCGGCUAACAUGGACCCUCUUUAUGCGCUUCUUGCGACUGAUGAGGGUGAGCUUGUCACCUCUCUAAUGACAGAUGAACGUGAACCCCAUUUCGCAGAAGGGAAACUACACACGAUCAUUUUCCAUUAUACCAAAAAGCAAAUCGGCUUUCUGUUUUCUUAA